Messenger RNA from Anastrepha obliqua, 2028 nucleotides. RefSeq lists its product as uncharacterized. Lineage: Eukaryota; Metazoa; Arthropoda; Insecta; Diptera; Tephritidae. The transcript has a single exon. Gene Ontology annotation, molecular function: zinc ion binding; nucleic acid binding. The record is from RefSeq and is a predicted model, not a curated record. Bases 1 to 2028 code for a protein of 675 amino acids.
AUGGAAUCCAUACAUCGUCUCGCAACAACCGAAGCCCUACGCUCACUGGAUCAUGUAGAUCUCACGUUGAAAUUGGAACUGGUAGACAACAUAAGGAGUAAUUUUGAGCUCACACAAAACCGCCUGGAAGAAGAAGAUCCUGACGAAUUAGAUACUGAUGCUCGACAGCAGUUCUUGAACAUAUUUAUUUCAGUCAAAGGCGCCAUCACUCGCGAGCUACAGUCCAACCGCUUAGAUAGCCAUUUACAUUCAACCACGCGCAAUUUUUCGCCUCAGGACUCGCAAUCUGUGGUUGUUCUUAAGCAACCAAAAUCUUGUUUACCGGAACUGAAGUUGCCAACGUUUAGAGGCAACUACUCAGAUUGGCCACAAUUUUUCUCCAUGUUUCGCACCAUAAGUGACCGAGAAGCUGAAUUAACUAAAGUGGAAAAACUCCAACAUCUCCGCUCAUGCCUUGCAGAUGCCGCGUUGGACACCAUAAAGUCCUUAGAAAUUCGCGAAUCUAACUAUGAUAAAGCUCUUGAAUUACUAAAUAACCGAUUUGAUAACAAGCGUUUAAUUUUUCAGGCACAUAUCCGUGAGUUGUUUGGACUAGAAAGUGUCGAAGGAAAGGUGGCAACAAAUCUCCGGCAGUUAACGGAUAAAUUUUUGUCACAUAUUCGUGCAUUACAGACUUUAGGCAGCAUAGAACAAUUGGCCGACAGCUUGCUGAUACACAUCGUUAUGCAGAAACUUGACUCCGCUACUCAAAACAUGUGGGAGGAAAAAGUGUCAUCCAAUGAGCUACCCACUUGGGAAGGCAUGGCGUUGUUCCUAGAAAAAAGGUGUCAAACUCUGGAGAAUGUUCCGUUUGUUACGCUCGGUAAGACUCCAACUAAGGUGAGCAAAUAUGUGAAUCGCAACAAGUCUUUUGUGGUCUCGAAGCCUGCGCAAAGGUCAUGUGUGUUUUGCAAGCACCGUGAUCACCUCAUUUAUACUUGCCCGUCAUUUGCGAAACUCUCCCCAAGCGAGCGCUGGAAAGAGGCAAAAAAUGCUGAACUUUGCCUGAACUGUCUUAAGCUUGGACAUCGAGUACAACAAUGCAAAUCCACUCACUGUUUUCGUUGUAAAGGUGCUCAUCACACCCUUUUACAUAAGGAUAUUCCAGAGCAACCCUUCCAAAAUGCCUCAUUGGCAGAAAAGUUUCCUCAACCAGGAUCAGCAGCAUCUUUGGUUUCCAUGGCGCCUCCAUGCAUAUCAAACGAGCACUCAAGCAUUAAACUAAACGAAUCCGUACUACUAGCUACCGCAACGGUGUUUGUAAAAAACAGUGUUGGAUGUUUUAUCCCCUGUCGUGCUAUUUUAGACUCAGCUUCGCAACUAAAUUUCGCUACGAGCAGGUUAUCCAACCAACUACAGUUGAAGAAAUCGAAGUUCCCAGUAGCAGUUUCGGGAAUUGGAGAGUCAGAUACAACAGUUGAGUACACAAUCAAUAUUAUUUUUAAAUCUAUUCACAGUGAUUACACAAACACUAUUACGGCGUCAAUAAUUCCCACCAUUACUGAGCAGCAACCAACCACCACGUUCAGCAUAUCGCAAUGGGUCAUACCUAAGAACAUAAAAUUGGCCGAUCCAUCAUUCAAUACUUCUCGUAGGAUUGACCUCUUAAUUGGAGCCGGCAUAUUUUUUGACUUGUUGUGUGUCGGCCAAAUACGUCUUAAGGAACCAACACACAUUUUGCAAAAGACACGUCUCGGCUGGAUCGUCUCUGGCGGUAAACAACGCUCCAACAUCAGCUCUUCGUGCACGGUGUCAUCCAAACUCGUCGAAAGCAACGAACCACAUGGAUCACUUGAUCAAAUGGUUCGCAGUUUUUGGGAAACAGAAAAUUGUCUCGAAGGAACCACGAAGGUAACAAAAGAAGAACUAGAUUGUGAAAUACAUUUCCAAACAAACCAUUGCCGUCUGGGUACUGGCGAGUACUCAGUCCGCCUUCCUGUCAAACUGAGUCCAAAUAUGCUUGGUGACUCAUAUCAAUACGCCGAUUAA